UUUCCACAUUUAAGUUGGGAUUUACGAUCUGAGCGGUCAAGUUGUGGUUCGACGAGCUGCGCUUGAAUGGCGGCGUUUGCGGUUCAGCUCGGUUCAGCUCGGUUCGGCAUGGUUAGGGGCAGCAGCUGUGGCUGUGGUCUGCCACUGGUCGCGUCCGUGGUGUGCAGACCCCGCAGUGUGCUUAAAACUGUUUCAUUAAAGUGCAAACUCAAUUAAUGUGUUCAAUUAAAGAGCAGUCUGUAGAAACCAUUCCCCCAAAAUCCCGCAAAACGAAGCAACCAUGGCAUUAGCUUAUGACUGGAAAAGCAACGACGGCUUUGAUGCCGACUUUGGCUGGAAUCGAUCCUUCUCCGAACCCGAUCUUUCUGUCAACCAGAAGCAGGGUGAUCUCAGACGGUUCACCAUCAAGCAUCCGCACGAGUACAUAGCCAUCGAUGAUCUAAAGUACUUUCGCCACCGCCAGCCCGACCAGUUACACACCCAGAGCAACGUCUGUCUCUACAAUAGCGUUGAGCCCGUACUGUCCUUCGGCUCGCUAAAGUCAGAGUACUGCCGGCAGUACCACAGCCACGGCAUUACCGGCCAAUCCAGCCAAAGGUCAUUGCUGAGGCGCGCGACAUCGCUGCAUCUGGAGGGAUUCAUGCAUCUGCUGACGGAAAGCCAGGAAAAAUAUCACUGGUACACCCCCGAAGAUCUGAAAUUUUUUCGUUGCUAUCCCGUCCGCAAUCCAGAGAACCUGCAGCUGGGCGGCGACGCCGAUGGCGAGAACAACUCCUCCUAUCUGAUGGCGCCCAUGGUGGACGCCGGCACAAAGAUACUGCCACGUGAAGUGUUCCUCGGGGAGGGCGAGGCAGCAUCCAGCAGGAAUCAGGUGCACAACAGCUUGGCCUCCGACAAGUUCAAGCGCGAUGUGGCCGCCCUGGAGCAGCAGAGAUGUCACCUACAGAUGCGCGCCCAGGCCGUGGACCAGCAGCCAGAACCGUCAGAGUACAAGCGACAGUUUGUCCAGCAGUUUCCGGAAAAAGCCCACUCCAUACCGCAGAUAAGUAACAUCAAGAUCCAAGCCGACUUUGUGGCUGUACCGGAGUACAAGGACAGCUUCAAGAUGUACGCCAACUACUCGAAGAGCGCGCCCAUCAAGAAGGACGAUAAUCUGCGCGUCUCCGGUUCGGAGCGGGGAAGCGAUAUCAGGACAGGACUGCCCGGCCAUGGCCACAGCCAUGCUCCCGAUGUGCCAGAGUAUCGCGACAAAUUCAUCGACCCACCCAAGCACAUGGCCAAAGAGAAAUCACUCAAGACGGACGAUCACCUGCGGCCUCGGGGCGAGUUCACCCGAGAGAUUCCAGAGUAUCACGAGAGCUUCCGAGACCCGCAAAUCACCGAGAUGCCCGAGCGGGGCAAGGCACGGGAGCCGUUUCUGCGCUUGAGGGGCAAAAUCGAAUUUAAUCCCGAGUAUCGAAACAAUUACCUGGAUUUUCCACGCUCCCGGCCAGUUGUACAUAAGCCGGCCUCCUCCUUCCGGCUGCCACACUCGGGCGUCCACAAAGUCCAGCCCAACGUCAGCAACGGCUCCUCCUCCGACAAGCACUAUCAGGAAGAUCCCGAGCCUGCCACCUGCACCACAGUGCCGCCAUCGGAGAUGGUCGCAACGCCAGAGUAUAGGCGGGCCCAGUAUAAUUAUCAGCUGCGUGAACGGCCUCGGGAAUACGACGUCGUGGGCAAUCUUCGCAAGAGUUCGGAAUCAUCGCUGGAAGUGCGUCUACCACAGCCGCUGCAGCUCAUCUCCCACAAGCGAAGGACUUCGCGCCAACGUCUGGUGAAGGAGCCGCAGCCAGUGACCUCCAGCUUUGAGGAUGUGGGUGGCAACGAGGCCAAGAAACCCGCUCGAUACGGCAGACGAUCUUCCGUAAUGCAAAAUGCGCUCAAUUGCCGCGAGAAAUCGUCAAUCGUCGAAGGCAAUCCCAAGUACGCCGCCGCGGGCUGUCGGCGGGCCAAACAUAAUAAUGGGAGCCAGAAGGAUCAGCAGGGAUCGGGAUCCUUUGUGGUGCUCGACGAGCCGGGCAAGCCUUCCAAUUGGAUGAAGAAGACCUGGUACGAUUCCUAGGCCCAGUAAUCGACACCUAAAUACGAGUAUUCUAUUUAUAAUCUCCCAAAUUCUAAAGAAAUAAAUACAAUUAAAUGAAAAAUUUAAGUGGUCUGCUUUUAGUCUGAUUUGGAAUGGGAAAUCUUUUGCGAUUCUGCAUAAGAACGUAAACAAACUGAGGCGUUCUCACCACAAAAAUGAAAAAAAUUAUCUAAUCUUGGUCCCAGCCCUACCCACUGAUAACCAUUACGAUGAGAGAGGCGGUUACUCAUAGUCUGCUUGGUGUCAGAACGCAUUUCACCAGCUAAAGACGUAAGGAACGAUUCGCUUCCGCACAAAAUCUAAGGGGAAUCCGCAUACUGUAGGUGACAUCAACAUUGCCAUGGAGGCGGGACUUGGUCAUGCAGCCAGUCCACCGCAACAUAUACUCGGCUACGCCAUACGGAGCCGCACACGCAUAUAUGUACUUCUCCUACAUAGUGCCCACUUGUCUGGCGCUGCUGGUGUACAUUGCACAGACUGCAUCCGAUUUGGCCCUCAGCUAGAAGCGGGGUAGCGACAUAUCUCCGACGACAUAUCUCCGCCGAUCCACAAACGACAUAUCUCCGCGGGAAAUUAUGUCGUUUUAAAGCGACAUACCUCCGCGCGGAGAUAUGUCGUCUCAAAACGUCAUAACUCCGCGCGGAGAUAUGUCGUUUGUGACACGGCGGAGAUAUGUCGUUUCGAAACGACUUAAGUCCGCCAGAAAAUAAUUAACUAAUUUCGCAUGUAAAAUACACUUAUAUUUUUUUGACAGCAUUUCAUUUUAUAACAUGAUUUUAUUGAAAUUAAAAAAUGUGCAAUAGUCCAAAUACACAGAAAUCAUAAUAGCAGUUUUCUUAAAUUUUGUCGUUCUUAACUUACACAAGUUAAUUAUAAAUAAAAACAUUGCGUAUGGCCUCUUCGACUUCUCGGUUGCAACUUGGA
This is a messenger RNA of Drosophila miranda, 3049 nucleotides long. RefSeq lists its product as uncharacterized. Bases 281 to 2104 code for a protein of 607 amino acids. NCBI's taxonomy places the organism in Eukaryota, Metazoa, Arthropoda, Insecta, Diptera, Drosophilidae. The transcript is spliced from 4 exons. The record is from RefSeq and is a predicted model, not a curated record.